AUGUUUGAAGACUUCACCGCGUGGCACAUCCCACCCCUCUUUGUGGCCACCGUCACCACCUUCGGUGGAUUAAUACCCUUUUGGAACGCUGGAUACGCCAUCGAAGAAUUCGGCUUACCGAAACGUAUCGCGAUCUCAAAGGAAGCCCAAGCUGUCAUGAUCACUGGGUCGGGACGAACCACGGCACUUGGGCUUGUGCUCUUCACCUUCUACUCUCAGGGGAAAUUCCGCGAAGUCGAUACCAUCAUGGUCAUUUUAGCCUAUCUUGGCCUGGUUGAUGGAUAUGUGUGCUGGCGUGAAGGCGCCCCCGGCAAAGCUCUCUUCCGAGCCGCUUCUGGGAUGUUGAUUGCUGCAUGGGGCUGGUUUGGCAUGACGAGUUAA
Molecule: messenger RNA, 381 nt
Organism: Arthroderma uncinatum
Lineage: Eukaryota; Fungi; Ascomycota; Eurotiomycetes; Onygenales; Arthrodermataceae
Exons: 1
Coding region: 1-381 (126 amino acids)
Source: RefSeq, a predicted model, not a curated record